AUGAGUGUUGAAAUCAAAGAUCCACUGAUCUUAACUAAGCAAAACAUUAAAGAUAUAUCCACUGUUAAAAUAGGUCAAGUCGAAUCACUUAUUAUUGAUCACAAUCUUUUAGAAUCCAUUUCUAAUAUUCCAAAAAACGAAAAACUUAAGUUUUUCAGCGCAUCAUGGAACAAAAUCGAAGUGAUUAACGAAGAUGACCUCAACUCCAUUCUAAAUAUUAAAGAAUUGGAUUUAUCAAACAAUUUAAUUUCUAAAAUCGAGAAUAUCAACCAAUUAAAAUCAUUAGAAACCUUAAAUGUUUCUUCAAAUAGAAUAGAAGUACUCGAAAAUGUUGAACAGCUUAAUAAAUUAUCAAAAAUCAUUGCUCCUGAGAACAGAAUACAUACAGUCUUUAUUAAGAAUCCAUUACCUGCUUUAGAAUACCUUGACUUAUCAUUCAACCCAAUUAGCGAGUUCAAUUACCAUCAAAUUUUUCCAAAUUUGAAAACGUUAAUUUUGAACAAUUGCUAUUUAACAAACUUUUUAUCUCUUUCAAGUUUCAAGAGUCUCACCAAGCUUUCAUUAUCUCACAACAAAAUUACAGAUGAAGCUGAUUUAGAACUUCCAAAUUUAAUUUCAUUAAAUAUCUCGAACAACAACAUUAUUGACUUCCAAUCACUUAGUAAACUACAAAACCUCGAAUUCCUCAAUGCCUCAUACAAUCCAAUUGAUAAUGAUUCCUUUACUUCCAAAGGAAAAUUUGAAAAAAUUUCAAUAUUAAUUCUUAGUGGAACAAAAGUCACAAAAUUAGACUUAAUUCUCAGCAAAUUCCCAAAUGUUGAGAACUUAGAUAUCAAAGAGACAUCAGGCUACUCAGAAGAUGACUUUAUCUCUUUCAUUUCCAAGAUAAAAACUCUUUCUUCCAUUGAUGUUCGUGGAGUUUUUUAUGAAAUACCAACAGAUACAAGAUUUUCAUCUUUUGCAGAGUUCCAAGCUAAUUUCCAUGGUGAUCUUUCAAAGUAUAUAGAGUUUAGAAAGAGAGUCUUGGAAGUUGUUAAGAACAGACCAUUUUUAUUCGAUGGAAUUGAAGUUCAAAACGAAACAGAAGAUUAUACAGUAAUUCAAACACCAAAAUCCAACAAACAUCAUGGAAUUCCUCAAACAGAAGUAAAGAAACCAAAGAAGGAACAACCAUUACAUUCAUUCGAUGACGUUUACGCUGGCAAAAACGCAAAACAAAUCUUAAUUAAGUUAUUGGAAGAAAAUAAGAAACUUGCUGAGAAAUUGGGUUUGGAACCAAGAAAUAUUGAUGUUGAGAAGCUUUCUGACGAAGAAAUCAUUAAAUUGAUCCGUGAAAUAAGUGAAGAAAAUGAUAACAUGCGUAGAUCAAUUGGAAACAAUGAGCAAUUCAAUGAUAAAUGUGAAAUUGUUCGAAAAUUACUUCGUCAUAAUGAAAAGAUGCAAGCAUAUCUUGAAAAUAGAGAAAGGAAAAAUAUUGAAAUGCCAAACUUGAAUCAAAGCAACAUUGAUCCAUUCAUUUGCGAUCUUAUUGAUAGAAAUAGAAUAUUACGUGCUCAAUAUGAGAAAAUGAUUCAUAUUAAUGAUGUUACAUUAAUUGAGAAAUGUGAAAUCAAAAUUUUGGAGCGUGCAAGAAAAGCAAUGCUUCCUGAAGAACCAACAAUCAUCAUCAAAGGUUCAAGACAUUAUAAUACUGUUCAUCAAUGGUUAAACUUGAAAAUCACAAGAGAUUUUAACCUUAAGAAACUUGUUAAACUUGCAACAUUUAGAGAUUUUAUUAUUGCAAGUGAAAAAUACAAGUGGAUGCAAUUAGUUGUUUCGUUCCCUUCAAAUGAAAAUUAUUUAUUAGUGACAGAUAACUUUUUGUUCUUGAAUCCAGGAAAAUAUUCUUUCAUACUCUAUGCUCUGGAUUCAGGCAAACAAAUUGUUGAUUAUACUCAUUAUAAUUCUACUAAUAAAUUAAAGAUUCCAACAAAACAAAGCUAUGACACACUUCUUACAACAGUUGACGAUCAACAAGUUAUAUACGUUCAGAACAUGGAUAGAAUUGUUCCAUUAUACUCAUUUUCUAUCAAAGUUUAUUAA
Trichomonas vaginalis G3 is the source of this 2082-nucleotide messenger RNA. RefSeq lists its product as uncharacterized. The transcript has a single exon. Gene Ontology annotation, molecular function: protein binding. The record is from RefSeq and is a predicted model, not a curated record. NCBI's taxonomy places the organism in Eukaryota, Parabasalia, Trichomonadida, Trichomonadidae. Bases 1 to 2082 code for a protein of 693 amino acids.